Molecule: messenger RNA, 1675 nt
Organism: Lutra lutra (Eurasian river otter)
Lineage: Eukaryota; Metazoa; Chordata; Mammalia; Carnivora; Mustelidae
Gene: POU4F1
Product: POU class 4 homeobox 1
Exons: 2
Coding region: 280-1545 (421 amino acids)
Biological process (GO): regulation of transcription by RNA polymerase II
Molecular function (GO): RNA polymerase II cis-regulatory region sequence-specific DNA binding; DNA-binding transcription factor activity, RNA polymerase II-specific
Source: RefSeq, a predicted model, not a curated record
GGCUCAGGUGUAAGAGGAGUGCAUCCCGUCGGCGCGCGGGGCUAGAGCUCUAGGAGAAGUGGGAUCGCGAGGCCGGUGCGCGGCGCUCUGCACGGUCAAAGGGAGCGCGGGGCGGCAGCGGCGGCAGCAGAGGAGCAGCAGCAGCCCCCGGCGCGGCCGCCGCCUCCGCGCAGCCAGCACCCGCGGCUGCAGCCUCCGAAGGGAGGCCGGGGGAGCCGGCGUGCGCACUUUCCCGCAGACUUUCGGAGUGUUUGUGGAUUUACAUGCCAAGCCAUCAAGAUGAUGUCUAUGAACAGCAAGCAGCCUCACUUUGCCAUGCAUCCCACCCUCCCUGAGCACAAGUACCCGUCGCUGCACUCCAGCUCUGAGGCCAUCCGGCGGGCCUGCCUGCCCACGCCGCCGCUGCAGAGCAACCUCUUCGCCAGCCUAGACGAAACGCUGCUGGCGCGGGCAGAGGCGCUGGCGGCUGUGGACAUCGCCGUGUCCCAGGGCAAGAGCCACCCAUUCAAGCCAGACGCCACGUACCACACGAUGAACAGCGUGCCAUGCACGUCCACGUCCACCGUGCCGCUGGCGCACCACCACCACCACCACCAUCACCACCAGGCGCUCGAGCCUGGCGACCUGCUGGACCACAUUUCGUCGCCCUCGCUCGCGCUCAUGGCCGGCGCGGGUGGCGCGGGCGCGGCGGGCGGCGGCGGCGGCGCCCACGACGGCCCGGGGGGCGGCGGCGGCCCGGGGGGCGGCGGCGGCCCGGGCGGCGGCGGCCCCGGGGGCGGCGGCGGCGGCGGUGGCCCGGGGGGCGGCGGCGGCGGCCCGGGCGGCGGGCUGCUAGGCGGCUCGGCGCACCCGCAUCCGCACAUGCACGGCCUGGGCCACCUGUCGCACCCGGCGGCGGCGGCCGCCAUGAACAUGCCGUCGGGUCUGCCGCACCCCGGGCUGGUGGCGGCGGCGGCGCACCACGGCGCGGCGGCUGCGGCGGCUGCGGCGGCGGCGGGGCAGGUGGCGGCGGCCUCAGCGGCUGCGGCCGUGGUGGGCGCGGCGGGCCUGGCGUCCAUCUGCGACUCGGACACGGACCCGCGCGAGCUCGAGGCAUUCGCCGAGCGUUUCAAGCAGAGGCGCAUCAAGCUGGGCGUGACGCAGGCCGACGUGGGCUCGGCGCUGGCCAACCUCAAGAUCCCGGGCGUGGGCUCGCUCAGCCAGAGCACCAUCUGCAGGUUCGAGUCGCUCACGCUCUCGCACAACAACAUGAUCGCGCUCAAGCCCAUCCUGCAGGCGUGGCUCGAGGAGGCCGAGGGCGCGCAGCGCGAGAAAAUGAACAAGCCCGAGCUCUUCAACGGCGGCGAGAAGAAGCGCAAGCGGACUUCCAUCGCAGCGCCGGAGAAGCGCUCCCUCGAGGCCUACUUCGCCGUACAACCCCGGCCCUCCUCCGAGAAGAUCGCCGCCAUCGCCGAGAAACUGGACCUCAAAAAGAACGUGGUGCGGGUGUGGUUUUGCAACCAGAGACAGAAGCAGAAGCGGAUGAAAUUCUCCGCCACUUACUGAUGGGGAGUGGGAGGUGCAGGGCGGGGCAGAGCGGGGAGCUGAAGGGGCUUUUCGGGGCCUUUCCCCGAGCCUGUUUUCCUCUAGAUUUGGAGUGUCCGUUAUCUUGCUUGCAUUUGGGGAGUCCCUCCUA